Messenger RNA from Amphiprion ocellaris (clown anemonefish), 4829 nucleotides. Its product is annotated as ubiquitin-conjugating enzyme E2 Q2-like. The transcript has 13 exons. The record is from RefSeq and is a predicted model, not a curated record. Bases 539 to 1660 code for a protein of 373 amino acids. Lineage: Eukaryota; Metazoa; Chordata; Actinopteri; Pomacentridae.
UGCAGAACGCCAUCUUUAAACCCCUCAAGAGGCCAGCUACAGUUGUGCACCGGGAUGAAAAACACUAUCCCUAUAGCGGGAUAUUAGGUCAGAUCGUGGGCAUUGUAUGAUUGUUUCCCGGUGAAGUCAAUAAUAAAGAAGUGUGCGAUGGGACUGUGAGGAGGAGGUCACGGGACACCGCGAAAGCCUUAAAAUGUUGUUACCAUAGGCAGACAACAACAAUAGACGGAAAGACAACAACGGACUAGCUCACUCGCUAGCAGCUUGCCAAGCACUGCGCUGUUUUCAAACGCUAACUGAAGGCUAGCUAGCGUUAGCUACUUCAUUAGCAAAUCAGUCCGGUUGCGGUGAAUUUUGACCGGACGCCGUUCAUAGCUGGGACUGGGUACCCAGCUACAUUUCCCGGGACAGUCUGUCGUUUCUUUGUCACUUUUUAAAACCGUUUUUGUACUAAAAUUUACGCUGUUGCUUUAGCUAGCGACAAGCUAAGUCCCGACUUCUCCCCCUCCCCAGCGGCCCAGCCGGAGAUGCGUGGAAGAUGUCGGUGUCGGGGCUGAAGGCCGAACUGAAGUUUUUGGAGUCCAUUUUUGAUCCAAACCACGAACGAUUCAGGAUAAUUGACUGGAAGCCUGACGAGCUGAGUUGUCAGUUUAAUGUAACUGGGGAAAAGUUGUUAAUUAUCCACUGUAACAUUACGGAGUCUUAUCCAUCUACGCCGCCAAUAUGGUUUGUGGACUCUGACGACCCGAGCUUGGCGCAAGUUUUGGAGAGGCUGGAGGAUGUGCGAAAAGGCAGCACCCUGCUUUUGCAGCAGUUGAAGAAACUCAUUUGUGACCUUUGUCGGCUGUACAACCUUCCCCAGCAUCCUGAUGUGGAGAUGCUGGAUCAGCCCCUGCCUGCAGGCCCUGUGGGACCAGACCGAAAGCAUGGAACAGAGGAGGUAACAUCUGAAGAAGAAGAGGAGGAGGAAAUGGGAGAAGACAUCGAGGAUCUGGACCACUAUGAAAUGAAAGAGGAGGAGCCUGUGGAUGGGAAGAAAUCUGAGGAUGACGGGAUUGAAAAGGAGAAUCUGGCAAUUCUGGAGAAGAUCCGAAAGAACCAGCGACAGGACCACCUAAAUGGAGCUGUGUCUGGUUCAGUGCAAGCCUCUGACCGCCUCAUGAAGGAGCUUAGAGAGAUCUACAGGUCUCAGAGUUACAAGACAGGUAUCUAUUCAGUCGAGCUUGUUAAUGAUAGCCUGUAUGAAUGGCACGUCAAACUAAGGACGGUGGAUCCAGAUAGCCCUUUACACAGCGAUUUACAAGUCCUGAAAGAAAAGGAAGGAAUGGAUUACAUUUUGCUAAACUUCUCAUAUAAAGAUAAUUUCCCCUUUGAUCCACCGUUUGUCCGGGUAGUUUCGCCUGUGCUUUCUGGAGGUUAUGUUCUUGGAGGAGGCGCCCUGUGCAUGGAACUUCUCACCAAACAGGGCUGGAGCAGUGCCUAUUCCAUUGAGUCUGUCAUCAUGCAAAUCAAUGCCACUUUAGUCAAAGGAAAAGCCAGAGUGCAGUUUGGAGCCAAUAAAAACCAGUACAAUCUUGCCAGAGCACAGCAGUCCUACAAAUCCCUGGUUCAGAUCCAUGAAAAGAACGGCUGGUACACACCCCCCAAGGAGGACGGCUAAUACAGACUGUUGCCUUUCCUGCACUGGGACCACAUGUCUUAGAUUUUUUUUUUUUCCUUUUCCUUGCGACCAAUAUUGUUUUUAUCCUGCAAACUAUUUUGCUCUCUACACGACAGUUUGAACUCCAAACCAAAUUCCUCAUUCAGUGACCACCCAAAAACUAGCACAUGAACACAGACAGAGUCACCCCUGCCUGAAAUUUACAUCCAAGCUCAUCAGCUACUUGCAAGAGUGUCCUCUCUUCAGAUAUUUAUCUCUCUGUACAUCUAUUGUCUGAUGCAAUAUGAUUUUUUUUUUUUCUGUUUCGACAUUCAGCCCAUAACUCCAGGAAAUCGGUGGACUAAAUAUUGCGUGGACUCACCAUUUGGUUUUGGCGUUGAGCAUGCCGAGGUUCCCUGCUGGCUAUGAGUUGAAAGGUGCGGCAUGGCUUUAUCCUCCAGCAGUGGCAGUCUGAAGCUCCAGCUGCCAUACACUGCCGGUCUGGCCACUGGUUGGAUCUGAGAAUGACGUGCGAAAUUCCCCGACAUGAUGCAGUGGUAGCUGGGAAGGACAUUUAAACGCUGGUGGUGGGGAAAAACUGGCACCUUUUCUCUCAAUGGAUGGCCUCUAUAAUAUUGUGCUCAUGUAUUACCUUUAUAAUGCCAAGACACCUCCUCUGGAAUAACAAUGCUUCUGAGGCUAGUUUGCUUUGAAACCUCUUAUCUUUUUAAGCUUGAAGCCCUGAGGUGGGAAGGAAGAGACUUUUGCAGCAUGGGUGGGACAGCCGAUAAUGAAGAACAGCAUCCUGCUGAGCUCCGAACUUGGAGACCACUGGCAUCAUCACAACCAGCAGCUGGACCACUCCCUGCAGGAGAGGCUUGGUUUGUGGCUAGUCUGGCAACAUAACAAACAUGAUCAGGCAAAGCAGGGGCGUGUUCGGAUUGGAUCACACUGUAAUGUAGUUGAUUUUAACUCCACGUGUAAACAUGUAAAUUUGUAUUUCUGCAAAAGGAUUUAAUUGUUUAUAAUGUAACCUUGUCUAGGUCUUUGACUGGGCAGAGACUGUAUCACUAUAUACCCUUGACUAUUAACUGCAGGGGCACUGCAACUUCUCAAGACCCAUUUAGAAUAAGAAAAAGUUGCUUCAUGGAUACUCUUGCAGAAGGAAACAAAAGUACACCAUGUUCUUAUGUAAGCUUAAUGACUACUGCGGUUUUGUUCUUUUUUUUUAUAUUGAUUUGUAAACUUUAUGUUAUUGGCAACGGUGACAGCACCAUCCCCCUCAUUUUAAAGCACCUCUUAACUACAAUGGCUGUAACAAUAAUGACAGAAGCAGCUGCGUCUAUUCAUAUCUAAUCACUCAAACCAGAUGAACCUCAGUAAGGCUAUGCAGUGAAGACACAGUCGUGGAAUUUUAAAGAAAAUUAGUCUUAACAGCGUAGUCACCUGCUUAGUUCCUGUAGCUGGUUCACAUCCUGACUACUUUGCCAAUUUUUCAGUCUGGGGAAGAAAAAAAAAGUGACCUUUACCUUCUGAUGUUUCCUUGGCCUCAUGGCUGCUUUAAAAUGCAGCCAGAGAUACAAAUUCACAGCAAUAGUCUUGACCAUGUACCUUCUAGCUUCACACCUGGGGAGACCAACUGGAGUCUGUUCCAUUUCCAGAAUAUUUAUUCAGGGUUGAUAAAUAUUUGUUCAGAUUAGCCACAAGAUAGACUCAGCUCUUCCAAUCAACACCUCUUUGGUUUCUAUUCAUGACCACUCUCGGCACUGCUGUACCCCCUCAGCGUGCUGAGGCUUUGAUGUAAUGUGAAUAAUAUGCAGAAAACUGUGUGGAGCAUUCCAGUUAAUGCAGUUACACGUUUGUUGUGGGUGUUCUGUUGUGUGGUUACUUGCAUUGUUUUAAGUAUAUUGUCCUGAUAAUCAGCGUAGAAAGCUUAGUUAUGCUAUUUCAUACAGUCAUUCCUCAUUUUUAAGUUGAUUUAGAAUUCCCUCAGUGAUACUAACCUCAGUCACAACAGUUAGAAAUGGGUAUAAAAUAUACUGCUCGUUCACAUUCGGCACGGCUGACCUCGGUUUGGGCUUGCAGGGUAUGACAGCUUCCUUUUCUUGUUUCACCACAAGCAAAAUCUCAACUUGAUUAUGGAUCAUUGGCAUGGUUGUUAGCUGUUGUGAUGCGCAUUGGUAAUGUACUAAUCACUUCAUUCCGGUCACAUUGUCGAGCCCACCCCUGCAUUCUCUGGAGAAGCAAACUCAGGAAUACAUACUGCACACUUUGCAAAGGAUUGCUUCAGAAUAUCGCCAUGAAAUGCAAGAUUGAAUGUGUCAAUCUUUUGUUGGGCCAUUUUAAAGCGAUGCCCCCGUUUUACCUGCAGGCAUUGCAGUGUGUUUUGCUGUCAAAAUUGCACACACUUAGAUUUUUUCUGAUCGCCAUUGAGGCUGAUAAUUACUAAGCAAGUAUCGGGAAUGAUCAGAUACACGGAGCACAGAUUUUGCUCCGGCCUUCAGAUCAUCCUGUGUUUGAUGAGGGGUCCAGGACACAUCUACCCUUUCUCUUUGAUAUUGCUGUAUUUUGCAUGUCAAUAUAUCAGUGGGUAUUUUCCCCCCUAAGCUACAGAAGACAGAGUGAUUGGGUGGUUUAGACUAGAUGUAUCCAUUUUUUCAUGACUUGUUUACUUGUGGUUUCCUACUACGUGAGUGCACAGGGUAAUUCCCCACUGUGCACUAUUUACUGAAGCAGGUCAGAUGCUAUAAAUGAGACAUAUGGACUUAGAAAGGCGGCUUACCUGCUCAGAUUACCUUUCAAGGUGCCAGGAUUCCCAAGAAAAGCAGCAGUUCAGAUUUGUGUGCCAUCAGAACAAUUCUAAUCCUUCAACCUGACCUUUGGAAUAAUAGUGUAUUCAACUCUGUUGUAUACUGAAUAACAGCUUCUUAUACACCUAAACUAACAAAAAAAAAAAAAACAACCUUCUCAGCUUCGACAAGUGACAUAUUGGUCUGAGGACUGAACUAGCCUGAUACUGGGUUCUUUACCUUGCUUCAUUAACUGCGGUGGCCGGGUUAUAAAGUUAUGCACUCUUAGCAUGCUUUGGUCUGGUUUCAUUUUUUUUUUCCAUUGCAAGGGUGAUUUUGACCAUGUAAAAUAAUUUGUAAACUUGCAUCAAGUUUAUGAAUAAAGAAUUUUAUGAAAUAUC